AUGGGUUCUUGUACUUAGAAACUUAAAAAAGUUAACUUAGAAAAUGCUCAAAAAAGGCAAAAAUUAAAAGAAAUAUAGAUUCAGAAUUAAAAAUAUUAAUAAAUAUAGAGUUAAGAAUAAAUUUAAGAAAAGAGAAAGAAAAAAAUGAUCAUGUAAAAUGAUCAAUCGCUGAACAUUCAUAAUUUCAUCUUGAUUUAAACAUGUAAAUUGUCGAAAGUAUACUCUAUUGUUUCCAAUACCAAUAAGGAUAAUUGUAUUUAAAUUUAAGGCAAAGGAUUAAAAGAAAAUAUAUAAAUAAUGUAAAAUAAUCUAACUGGGAGGAUUAGAAUAAUGGAGACAUUAAAAUGGAAUGAUAAAAAUACAUAAUACUAUAUUGAUAAUCUUAUGGCAAACCCUUUAGUAAUUUUGAUAUAAAGAAUUUUAGUCACAUCCCAAUAUCUCUUAAACGCAUGAGAUGUAUUAGGAUGACGAAUCAAUUCAUAUAAUUCAUGAUUAUUGCAGUGGAGGAAGUUUAAGUAGUUUAAAUUUGAAACAAGGUUAAGGAAUAGAUGAAUAAAUAGCUUUAAAAGUAUUAUUUUAGAUGAUAGAAUCUAUGAAUUAUCUUCAUAUUAAAGGAUUCAAUCAUGGUCAUUUGACAUAUAAAAGUUUUUCAAGAACAGACGAAUCAGAAAACUACUUUAUUAAACUCACAGAUACAAAACCAAUAUUUAUUAAACCAUAAAUAACAUUUGAAUAAAUAUAGUUUUUUGCUCCUGAAAUAAUUAUUAAUGAUGAAGAAUAUUCAAUAGCUAGAGAUGUUUGGUCUAUAGGAAUCAUAUUUUAUAAACUUUUAACUGGUAAUUUGCCUUAUGUGUCUACUCAAUUAAACAAAUUAAAAUUAGAAAUACGAAAAGGUAUUAUAUAAUAUAAUGAUUUAUAAUUUGAUAAGAUUUCUUAAAGAUCAAAAGAUUUUUUAAAUACAUUACUUUAAUAUAAUCCAUCAAUAAGAUCAGAUCUUAAUUCUAUAAUUAAAUCUCCAAUGUACAGAAAAUUAGUUUCUUAAACAAAAUAAGUUAAUAAAUCAUCUACAGGAGUAUUAAUGAAUAUUAAACAAGCCAAUAUUAUUUAAUCAUUAUUUUUAUAAUUUUUAGUUAGCCAAUUUUGUUAAAAUUAAUAGAAUGAAAUUUAUUUAAUGUUCAAUAAAUAUGAUUAAAAUGGAGAUGCUAAAUUAAGCAAAAAUGAAAUAUUUGAACUAUUACAUUAAUAACUAAGAUCAAAAGAUUAAGCAUAACAACAUGUUGAUUUAAUAUUUAAAGCCAUUGAUACAGAUCAUAAUGGUACCAUAGAUUGUAAUGAAUUUAUUAGAUGUAUUGUUGAUAGAUAAGCAUUAAUUACUACUCCUAAUUUAAAAGUUAUAUUUAAAUUAUUGUCAAAUGGUAAAGGAUCAAUUCAUAAAAAACGAUUUAUGCAAUGUUUUUCAGUUAAUUAAAAAUAAGCUGAUGAAAUGUUUGCUUUAAUCACUAAAUCAAAGAGAAUCACUUUUAAAGUAUUUUCAAGAACAAUGAUGGAACUUGUUUGA
Molecule: messenger RNA, 1558 nt
Organism: Paramecium primaurelia
Lineage: Eukaryota; Ciliophora; Oligohymenophorea; Peniculida; Parameciidae
Source: the annotation of a GenBank genome assembly